AUGGGCGCUGGACAUCGUGCAGGACCACUGAAACAAUCAAAUAAGAGACAUAAAAAUGGUCGGCAUCGUACUAAAGGUGCAUUGGAUGCGGCUGUUGGAGGUAAAAUAAGUUGUAAAGCUGUAACAGGAAAACAGCGGUUUUUAGUUGGCAAAAAAGCUCGACGUCUCCAAGCUCAACAAUUACGUGAAAAUAAACGUGCUGCUUUAUUAUGUGGUGGUUAUGCCAUUUCUAAUAGCUAUCUUCAACAACCUCCGAUAUUUGUCACUGUCUUAUCGUUUGAUCAAAAUUAUACAGCGGAUGAACUUGUAGCGCUAUUAUGUUCCUGUGACGAAACUUCUUAUCGGAAAACGAGUUAUAAUGGUUGUUUAAAUCAUCUUUGCAUAAAACGACUUAAAGGUCGCUUUGUGUUUACCGCACCAGAUUGUUCAAACAUUAAUGAUGUACUUGAUUAUGUGAAAAUAUCCGAUGUCAUUACCUUCAUUUGGCCAUCUAAUGGUGAAAUUACCCCAGAACAUGAUAUUUUAAUGAGUACAUUAUUGGCACAUGGCUUAUCAGUUGCAGUGCACUUUGUACCAGGACUGCGUGCAACUGCAACUCCGAAACAAAAAGAAAUUAUACGCAAAAAUGUUACGAAAUUGAUCGCAAAUUGGAGCUUUGGUGAUAGUAAACUGAUGCCUUGCGAUAGCGAAAAUGAUGCUUUAGUCGCCCUACGUUUGCUUAGUACUAUGAAGAAGAAGCUAUCCUACAUGCAACGGAUUCGACCACAUGUAAUUGCUGAAAAUGUUGAAAAGAGUGAAAUUGAGGGAGAUUUAUGCACGCUGAAGGUUUCCGGACAUCUGAGGGGACCGCCGUUAAAUGUUAACGGUCUUGUUCACGUGCCAUGGUUGGGUGAUUUCCAGAUAAAACAAGUUGUCAUCGAAGAUGAUCCGUUUGCACCAGAUAAGAAGGUUUGGUUUGGUAUCAAAGCUUCAGGAUCUGUAUUUAAACCGGACGUGAAUCUGCAGGCAUCACUGGAAUCCGAAAUGAUUCCAGAUCCUAUGGAUGGAGAGCAGACAUGGCCGACUGAAGACGAAAUUGUGAAGGAAGCAUUUAAAACAAGGAAAAUAGUUAAAAAUGUACCUGUUGGCACAUCGGCAUAUCAAGCUGAGUGGAUUAUUAAUGAUGAAGAUGAGAUAUCAGACGAAGAGAUUGAGGAAGAACUGGAAGAAAAUAAUGACAUGAAAGAAGUAAUGGAUAGCGGGGAGUCGGAUAUUGAGAAUGAAAUGGAAAUGGAAAAAAUGAGUAUCAUAAGUGAUGCUGAAAGUUCGAUGGAUAUUAAAGACGAAGAAAUCAAUAUGGCAGAAGUGGAGAAAUACAGGGAAGCUCGUGAAAAUGAACAGUUCCCUGACGAAAUUGAUACACCAAUAGAUGUAGCAGCUAGAAUUCGUUUCCAAAGAUAUCGCUCUUUAAAAAGUUUCAGAACAUCUCCUUGGGAUCCGCUUGAAAAUCUUCCAAAAACAUAUUCUCGAAUUUUUAAAUUUUUGGAUUAUCGGCACUCCAAAAAAGUCGCGUUGUUGAAUAGUGCAACUGAAACUGAAUAUAGUCCACCGCGAGGCGCAUUCAUUUCUAUUUAUAUCUCCAAAGUACCCACUAAUUUAAUAGAUAUUUGGCCACGUAGUAAGCCAUUAAUAAUUUACGGAUUGCUAGCGCACGAACAGAAGAUGUCAGUUCUUAAUAUGGUGCUUAAAAGACAUCCAUCUUGUACUGUACCAAUAUCAAACAAACAAAAAUUGAUAUUUCAUGUGGGUUAUCGACAUUUUGAAGCAGAACCAAUCUUUUCACAACAUACAAAUGGUGAUAAAUUCAAGAUGGAGCGGUUCAUGCCGAACGAUGGCGCAUUUGUUGCUUCUGUAUUUGCACCAAUAAUAUUCGCGCCCGUUCCUGUACUAGUCUAUCGAUUAGAUAGACGAGGAAAUCAGCAACUUAUAGCAACGGGUGGUGUGCUAAAUGUUAAUCCGGAUCGAAUCAUUCUCAAACGCAUCAUUUUAUCUGGACAUCCGUUUAAAAUUAAUCGAAGAAGUGUCGUUGUACGGUAUAUGUUUUUCAAUCGCGAGGACAUUGAAUGGUUUAAACCUGUAGAAUUGCGCACUCCACGUGGUCGAAGAGGACACAUUAAGGAAGCGUUAGGUACGCAUGGACAUAUGAAAUGUGUAUUUGAUCAGCAGCUUAAUGCGAUGGAUACGGUGAUGAUGAGUCUUUACAAGCGAGUUUUCCCGAAAUGGACGUACAAACCUAUCAUGCUUCAUUCUUUGUGUGUGUCACCUAAGGAAUCUGAGAUGAUGGAAAUAUGA
Brugia malayi is the source of this 2331-nucleotide messenger RNA. RefSeq names its product protein F10G7.1, putative. The record is from RefSeq and is a predicted model, not a curated record. Gene Ontology annotation, biological process: maturation of SSU-rRNA from tricistronic rRNA transcript (SSU-rRNA, 5.8S rRNA, LSU-rRNA); ribosome biogenesis; endonucleolytic cleavage of tricistronic rRNA transcript (SSU-rRNA, 5.8S rRNA, LSU-rRNA). The coding region runs from base 1 to 2331 and encodes 776 amino acids. NCBI's taxonomy places the organism in Eukaryota, Metazoa, Nematoda, Chromadorea, Rhabditida, Onchocercidae. Gene Ontology annotation, molecular function: GTPase activity; GTP binding; U3 snoRNA binding. Gene Ontology annotation, cellular component: preribosome, small subunit precursor; nucleus. The transcript has 15 exons.